This is a messenger RNA of Frieseomelitta varia, 2244 nucleotides long. It is a transcript of the gene mh, whose product is annotated as DNA-dependent metalloprotease dvc-1. Gene Ontology annotation, molecular function: polyubiquitin modification-dependent protein binding; metalloendopeptidase activity; single-stranded DNA binding. Gene Ontology annotation, biological process: DNA repair. Gene Ontology annotation, cellular component: nucleus. NCBI's taxonomy places the organism in Eukaryota, Metazoa, Arthropoda, Insecta, Hymenoptera, Apidae. The coding region runs from base 143 to 2131 and encodes 662 amino acids. The transcript has 5 exons. The record is from RefSeq and is a predicted model, not a curated record.
AUAUUAUUUAUUAUUUUAAAAUAUUAAGAAACUAAUCAAUAACAUCUAUGUAACCAGCAAAAGAUACUUGAUCUGAAUUAAGCUUAAUAGAUCGAAUUUUUCACCUUAUAUAAUUUGAAUCUGUCCUUAUUAACACUUAUAAAUGAUGAUAAAAUCACAAAAAUCUCGUGAUCGAGAAUCACCAUACAAAUUACAUCAACAAGAUAAUUGUUUUGGAUUAACAGAAAAUGCAGUUUUACCAAAAGAUAAGGAUAAGGAAAAUUAUAAACCAAGGACAUUAAUUGAUCAAACCUUGGAAUUAAUAGAUCCAACACCUAAUAUUUAUACAUUGUUUGUACAAUUUAACGAACGUUUUUUCUGGAAUGUUUUACUUCCUGUGGAAGUUAAGUGGAGCCCCAGAAUGACAAGUUGUGCUGGUAUAUGUAGUUAUCAUCCUAGAAAUAAACAAUGUGUAAUAUCACUUAGUCUACCAUUAUUAAAACUUAGACCAAGGAAAGAUCUAGUUGAAACUUUACUGCAUGAAAUGAUUCAUGGGUAUUUGUUCCUUACAAAUAAUAAUCGUGAUAGGAAUGGACAUGGUCCAGAGUUUUGUAAACAUAUGGAUAGAAUAAAUAAAGCAGCUGGCACAAAAAUAACUAUAUAUCACAGUUUUCACGAUGAAGUUAGAUUAUAUCAACAGCAUUGGUGGAGAUGUAAUGGUCCUUGUCAAAAAAGAGCACCAUAUUUUGGGACAGUACGCAGAGCCAUGAAUCGUGCACCAGGCCCAUGUGAUUUUUGGUGGAAGGAACAUCAACAAACUUGCGGUGGCCAAUUCGUUAAAAUCAAAGAACCAGAGAACUUUAAAGCAAAAUCUUCAAAGAUUAAAGAGAAAGUAAAACCUUCUUCGAAAAAUGAUGAUAAUCAACCAAACAGUAUGAUGAAUUGGCUUACAAAAAAUAGUCCAUCUAUCACAGAAUCAAAGAUUAUGUUUACUCCUAAAAGUACUAAAUCAGCUGUAAAUAAUCAGAAUUCUUUAAAUGGAUUUAAAAAGCUUGGGAAUAAUAAUAACAAUGUUUAUGGUUGGGGUACAGGAAAAGCAAACAAUUCAAUUAAUUUACAAAAAUAUGAUAGUCCUAGUAGUACUAUUAAAAUUUCUACACCUAAAUUUUCAUCUUCUGGAAUUGUUGGUGGCUCUAAUAUAGGUCGUAGUAAUUUAUUGGACAAAUUAUAUAGUGAUAAUCAUAGUCAGGCUUCAAACAAAAAUACUAUAUUAUCAAGAAAAAGAAAUUCAUUAACUAAUGCUACAGAAUUGAGGAAUUCAAUUGUUAAAGAUAGUAAAUCAUUAAAUGAAGUACAAAUAAAACUUGUAGAAUGUCCAAUAUGCAGUAAUUUUGUGCCAAAUAAUGAGAUAAAUAAACAUAUAGAUUUUUGUUUAAGACCAAAUAGUGAUAAAAUAGACAAAAAUAAAGAACAAGUUAGCAUAAAAAAUUCUAAUAAUAAUAAUUUUGUAAAAUCAGAAACAAAACGGAAUAAUCCUUUAUUUGCUCAAAAAAGAAAAAGUGAAUCAAAUACAAUUUCGAUUAAGCAGCCAAAAAUAGAUCAAAUGGAAAAUUAUAAAAAAGCAAAUUGUCCUAUUUGUAACAAAAGUAUUGAUUUUAUAGAUAUUAAUGAGCAUAUUGAUAGAUGCCUUCUAGAAACAGAUGAUAAUUUUAUUAUUAAAUUGGAUAAUGCAAAUGAUAAUAAUAUGAACAAUUUAAGUACAAUUAUUAUUAACAGCUCUUCUAGUGAUGAUUCAUUUAAUCUUUCAGUUACUGAAAAUUCGGAAAAUGUUAAUCAAAAUGCAAAAAUUAAAAAAAAUAGUGUAUUGAAUACUGUUUCACAUAAUUGUUUAGUCUGUAACGAAUUUAUUCCUUCUGGAGUGUCGUUAAAUGAUCAUUUGGAAGAUUGUAUUGGGAAUGUUUUUAAUGACGAUUUAUCUUCCUUGACUCAUUGUGAUAAUAAUGAAAUAUUAAAUACAGUUCCUGAAAUAUUGAAUACAGCUACUGAAGUAUCAAUUGAAGAGAAUAAUAAAUAUCCUUGUCCUGUUUGUAUGCAACUAGUAACAGAAUCUCAAAUGAAUCAGCAUUUAGAUAUAUGUCUCACAAAUACUUGAGUAUAUAGUAAUAAAGUUUAUAACAUUCCUCUAUGAUUUAUAUUAAUUAAUAAGUUAAGUUUACAGAUUAUGUUAAAUUUUAUACCUUAGAAAAAUAAAUCACAAUAAAAAAG